This is a messenger RNA of Lachancea thermotolerans CBS 6340, 366 nucleotides long. It is a transcript of the gene ATG16, whose product is annotated as Atg16p. Lineage: Eukaryota; Fungi; Ascomycota; Saccharomycetes; Saccharomycetales; Saccharomycetaceae. The record is from RefSeq and is a predicted model, not a curated record. The transcript has a single exon. Bases 1 to 366 code for a protein of 121 amino acids.
AUGAGCGGGCUUUUACUGGAACGGUUACAAGAGCGGGAUUCAAUUGAGAAGAACUUUUCGGAGCUCUUCAGUGAGCCUUUUGUGGACCAAAAAGCUCCGUCUCGCAAAGCAUCGGAAGACCAACUGGCGGCCCUCAAGUCGGAGUUAGAGAGUAAAGAUAGAGAGAUUAGCGACCUCAAGGCGACUUUGAAACUUAAGAGCAAGGACACGGAGCAUCUUAAUGAUGAAAUCAUCACACUCAACAUAGAGAAUAACCUACUGGAAGAACGUUUGAACAAAACAAAAGCAGAAUACGAUGAGAUUGUGCAGAGAUGGCUCAAAAAAGUCCAGCAAGAAGCGAAUGUUAUGAAUGAUACUCUCAAAUAA